AUGCAUCCGUUACGAGAAAGAACAUGCGACGAGUUACUAGAACACCCACUGUUGAAAACUCCCCCACCAGAACCAGAGAAGCCGCGACCCCCGCGUAUUCGCAAACCUCGAGAAUUUAAACUUCCUCCAAGAUUUCCACUCCUAUCGAAAGAGUUUUACGCAUGCUGGUGCAAUCACCAAAAAGAGUUGCAAAUGGCGACGCACAUAGUGGACGACAGCCCUCCGGAACUGUUUCCGGAACUCUAUUUGAAGCCUCGCAGACUUGACUAUUACGCCUAUCAGAUUGAGGACACUAUGAACGUCAACAAAGAUCUGCUCAAGAAAAUUAAUCUAAUACAAAGAACGGGGGGGUUUGUUGACUGUCAUAGACCGGAACCAAAUAAUAAAUACAACAAAUUACUCUGUCAACAACGACAACGACUAUUAGACGAAAUUCAGAGGCAGAACCUGUAUUUCUACUCAAGACUUCUUGUUGCCAGAUCUGAACAAUAUCUAACAUGUGAACUGGAUGAGCUAUGGAAGGAUACUAAGCAUAAGUUGAUUCUUGGAGCUUCAUUGCCUUUUAUUUUGUUCAAAACUGAUAAUAUUGAUAGAGAUAUUAAAGAUCCAGCAUUUGAUAAACCUCCAAACGUUACUCGUACUAAAGUGUCUCUGGACAUUUGGGUGCGGGGCGGCUCAAAGAUUGGAAAAGUGACAGUGGAGUUGUUCAAUGACAUCGUACCUUUAACAUGCCAAUUAUUUUUAAGCCUGAUUAAAGGAGAUGCAACAGGUCACGGUUACAUGGGCACCAGGUUCUUUAGGGUAGUGCCAAACUUGUACUGUUGUGGAGGUGACGUAACUAAGGACAAUGGCUACGGUACAUACGUGCCUGGAGACAGGGAGGACCCAAUGGGUCCUGAGAAUUUUAUCCUGAAGCAUACUGUGCCAGGAGUACUGUCCAUGUCAGUGUCAAAAGACAAUGAAGUCUAUGGGUUUUUCAACAUUAUAUUUAAACCAUUGCCGCAGUUUGAUGGAAAACAUGUUGUAUUCGGUAGAAUUAUAGGGGGACCGCCUCUGACGUUAGAACGCAUCAGUGCCCUAGGGCUGGCACUCGGUGGCACAACUAACGACUGUAUCAUGAAAUCAUGCGGGUAUUUCAGCCGUUUCGGACAAUAUCGCGAGGGCAACCCUAACACCAUCAAAUUUCCACCCAGACGUAAAUAG
This is a messenger RNA of Arctia plantaginis, 1203 nucleotides long. The record is from the annotation of a GenBank genome assembly. Lineage: Eukaryota; Metazoa; Arthropoda; Insecta; Lepidoptera; Erebidae.